Molecule: messenger RNA, 1846 nt
Organism: Amborella trichopoda
Lineage: Eukaryota; Viridiplantae; Streptophyta; Magnoliopsida; Amborellales; Amborellaceae
Product: beta-glucosidase 31
Biological process (GO): carbohydrate metabolic process
Molecular function (GO): beta-glucosidase activity
Source: RefSeq, a predicted model, not a curated record
ACAGCAAGAAAGAGAGAGAUGGAAAGGCCCUUCAUGUUUCUGGUCUUCCUCUUCUUUCUCUCUCCUCAGAUUCAAGCUUCUCUCUCUCAUCUCACAAGAGACCACUUCCCUCCUGCCUUUCUAUUUGGUGCGGGCACUUCUUCAUUGCAGGCUGGUGGAGGGUGCAGCACAAGAGGAUGGGAAAAAACCCAGUAUUGAAGAGACAUUUCCAGAUGGAAUACGUGGUUCGGAUAAACUUAAAGUGGCCGCUGAUCAAUAUCACAAAUAUAAGGAAGAUGUGAAGCUUAUGCAUGAGAUGGGUUUGGACGCCUACAGGUUUUCCAUAGCCUGGUCUAGGCUCAUUCCUGAUGGACGUGGAGCUGUGAAUCCAUUGGGUUUAAAAUACUACAACAGUCUCCUUGAUGAGCUCCACAGCCAUGGGAUUGCAGCACAUGUGACCCUAUACCACUUCGAUUUGCCCCAGUCACUUCAAGACGAGUAUGGGGGAUGGGUAGACCGAAGAAUAAUUGAGGACUUCACCGCAUAUGCAGAAGUUUGUUUUCGAGAAUUCGGGGACCGAGUAGUGGCUUGGAGCACCUUCAAUGAGCCCAAUUUUUUCACACUCGCUGGCUAUGAUGUGGGUUUGGCCGCACCGUAUCGUUGCUCGAUUCCUUCAUUUUUUAAUUGCUCAGAGGGAAACUCUUCAGUAGAUGGCUACCUUACUGCUCAUAACGUGCUAUUAUCACAUGCAAAUGCUGUUCAGUUAUACAGAGAAAGAUACCAGCCUAAACAAGGGGGUUCAAUUGGACUGUCACUCAUGUCACCCUGGUUUCUACCUGCUACAAACUCUUCCAAGGAUGUCGCGGCAACCCAAAGAGUAGUUGAUUUUCAAUUUGGAUGGUUCAUGGACCCUCUUGUACAUGGAGAUUAUCCCUUGAUUAUGAGACGGAUCGUGGGAUCUCGGUUGCCGACUUUUGGAGAAAAGGAGUCUAAACUGCUAAAGAGCUCCAUUGAUUUCAUUGGCCUCAAUCAUUAUACAAUAUUUUAUGUGCACGACGAUCUUGGCAACUGGGAUAUGAAUCAAACAGAUUAUAUUACUGAUGUUCAUGCCAGAGUUUCAUUUCCUGGUGUCAGUCCAUUCGAAGAGAAAGGGGAGCAAGAAUCUUUUCCUUCAGCAAUGAGUGACUUGUUGGAAUACUUCAAGCAGUCUUACAAAGAUGUCACGAUCUUUAUACAUGAAAAUGGGUUAGCGUUGCCUCAUGGUAAUACCCCUCCUUCUCUUGAGAGUGGAGAUGAUGAUCCUAGGGUUCAGUAUUUGCAAGGGUACUUGGAUGCCUUGCUCACCUCUAUAAGGAAUGGAUCAAAUGUUGAAGGGUAUUUUGUAUGGUCAUUUGUGGACUGUUUUGAGUUUGCUGCUGGAAAGGCAUUUGGUCUCUACUAUGUGGAUUUCGAAGACGCAAACUUCGAAAGGUACCCCACCCCUUCUUCUAUAUGGUACUCAAACUUCCUUCAUGGAAAGGAGGGAAGCAAAGUUAAGAGACAUGUGUACCAAACAGAGCUUUCAUCCUAUAUAUGAGGUGAUAAUCCAAAGCAAAGACCUCCAGUUCUCUACUUCACAGUAUGAAUAAGAUUGCAAACUCCGUUAGGCUAUUUUGCCAUGGAGGCGCCAUGUUUUGUAUCAACUUUAGCCUAUGAUGGGGCAGUGACCUUAAAGGAGGAUAUGGUGUUUAUGGCUUCUUACUAUGAUAUCUUGUAGAUCGACGUUUAAUCUUGUUGGAUGGCAGAGUGUAAGUUUAAGUCUUGUUGGAUGUGGAGUGAAAUUUAGCAUUCGUAUCAUAAAUCUCUCUAUACAAUGCGCUACCUUCCU